UCGCGCAUGCGUUCAAAGAAAACGGAAAUGUCAAGGGAAAAUCGGUAAAAAUGGCUGAUUUUCUGAAAGGUCUUCCAUCGUACAACGAGAAAAAUUUCGCUCGAUUCCACAGCGACUCGAGCUGUAAGACCAGUGUGAGGAGACCCGCAGUAUAUAUUUCUACCAAAGAGCAUCCAUCAGAACAAGUGAUAACCACAGAAAAGACCAAUAUUUUAUUGCGUUAUUUGCACCAGCAGUGGGACAGAAAGAAUUCCAGCAAGAAGCGCGACUCCAACAGGGCUAGUCUCGAGGAUGGCAGUUCUCCGAGUUCGUGCAAAGUUCCUAGACUGGGUUCGACCGACGACGCUUCAUAGACAUUCCUCAAACUGAACUCUCCUUACGCUGUCUUUCUCGCUCAGUGUCGCGUGGUGUCUGCUGAUGAACUGUUUCGUUUUGGCCGGUCUGUUCUCCAUGACUUGUGUCUGUCUUGUGUUCACUCAUGCAACAAGCUUUAAGAGAAACAAACUCUAGCGUUCCUGUCCUGCCGGUUUUACCCAGUGUGAAGCUAACAGGCGGUGGCCUUUGAAGCAUUGUUUGUUAAAAAACACUGGCCCGAAUUUAUGAAGCCUGUUUUUCUUAGACAGGGGUGUUUAAGCAUUGUAAAUGUAAGUAGUUACACGUGUAAGACAUAAACAGGCUUUGUAAAUUCCGCUUCACGAAUCUGCACUCGGUUUGUUUUGUACAGCAUUAAAAUGUAAACAUGAUUGAGACCAAAUCCUUUUUCAAUUUUGUUUGCCUUUUAGCUUUGUUCAAGCAUUUGUUACUGUUGUAGUUCCAAAUUGGUUUAAACAUCAUGCUAUGCUUCAGGUAUGGGGCUGUUCAACAAUUAUCUGGAAAAUUUGGCAUUUUGUAUACCCCCUGUCCUGCAAGUAAUGUUUUAUAAAGCUACAUGUAAGAACACUCCCUUUUUAAAUUAAGUAAUGACCCAUAACUGUUUGUAAAACAUCCCAUGAUACCCCCCCCCCCCCCCCCCCCCCCCCAUCCUCUCAAAACUUUACAUAAUUGUUGAAUAGCCCCAAUCUAGCGGGUCAAAAAAUUAACUAUAUGGAUUUUUUUUUAUUUUAUAUAUUUACAGCUUUAUUUAAAUAUUAUAACCUUGAUCUAAAAAAGAUCAUCUUAUCUUCUUUUUGUGUGUGUGUUAAUAUUGGAGACAAAAACAUCAGAUUCUUUUCUUUUCUUUGUUCCAUUAUGGACUCUGCUUUAGAUUUAAAGCUUUAAACAGUCGUCUCUUUCACAAUAUCUUUAAAAGUCCUCUUUUUUGUUUUUUUUAUCUCUCUCUCUCUCUCUUCCUGUUUAUGAUAUGGUUAAUAUAACUGCAGCCAAUUCUGUUUUGUAGUAGAGGAUAAACUGCAUGUGCUUUAUUUACUGCUGUACGAUGCAGAUAGCUCAAAAGUAGCACACGUGUAAUAGUUUACGCCAUUAUGCACUUCUGACAUUACGUUCUCACGUUGUGAGGAAAUUUCUUUUUGUUAUGAAAUUAUCAGACAUGAUAUUAUAUUUUUGUUACAAGUUUUUCUCCUUCGCCUUGCUGUUUUUGUAAUAUUUUGUUGCAGCAGACAAAGUGCUCAUUGUUAACAUGCUUCUUUUAAACUUGUUGAGAUGUAUGUCGUUGUGAUAGUGGUCGUAAAAGACGUAGUUUUUUCAGAAUGCAUAUACAUGUAUCUUGUUAUCAACAAAUCAGUGUUGGUGUAUUUAGCAUACUUUCAAUUUUGGGUUUGCCAGAAUGAAGAGAGUCAUUUUAUUGAGGAAAGUUGUGAGAUGUCAUAAGUUAAGUUAAACUGACCGGAAUGAAGGGACGUUGUGUCGGUUAAGUCACUUAGUCGUUUACUUACUGCAGGACUAGCUCUGGCACUCACCAAGUUUGCGAAUUUUAAAAACAAUUAGGAAUUUUAUUUUGAUUUGGCGAACAAAUUAUUAUUUUAUUAGAAAAUAAUUUGAUGUUUGCAAUUUUUG
Molecule: messenger RNA, 1992 nt
Organism: Gigantopelta aegis
Lineage: Eukaryota; Metazoa; Mollusca; Gastropoda; Neomphalida; Peltospiridae
Product: DET1- and DDB1-associated protein 1-like
Exons: 5
Coding region: 51-353 (100 amino acids)
Biological process (GO): positive regulation of proteasomal ubiquitin-dependent protein catabolic process
Cellular component (GO): Cul4-RING E3 ubiquitin ligase complex
Source: RefSeq, a predicted model, not a curated record